ACAGGUAGUCACGUACCUUCGUCGUCUUCGUCGUCCUCCUCUGCUCCUCCUCCUCUUCUCAAUCUUCCAAGUUGUCCUCAACGACUCUCGAUCGACUCGACUCCUUAUAAUCGCACCACCUUCAUCGCUGAUCCCAUAAUAAUCGAUCAGUGUUCGUGUUCCCUCUGCUAGAUAUGGGUUGCGGCGGCUCCAAAAAGCAGGACGUCGCCGCCGGGAACACCAUCACUGGCCGCGCGCUCCGUGGAUCGUCCAACGCUGCUGCUGUGGCUGUGGACGGCACCGAGAAAGCCCCGGACUCGUCCUCCGAGGAGUACUUCUCGUCGAGGCGCGAGGCGGAGGGCCUUGACGCCGUGGUGGCGGCAGACGACCUAUAUCUCGGUGAGCACGCCGCCGCCGCAGCCGCCGCCGUCUCGAAUAAGGAAGGUUUGACCUUGGAUAUGCCGGAGAAGGAGGAGGAGGAGGAGGAGAUCGCCGGCAACAACGAAGAUGAUGGGAAAUCAAUCGGGAACCUUUCUGUUGACUUCAAAGAGGCAAUUUCAAUGGAUGAGAAAGAAGCAGAGGCGAAUUCAGAAGAAAACAAAACAGAAUCUGUGUAAUCUUGAAAAUUUCCUAAAAUAUACCAAUUAUGUGAA
Zingiber officinale is the source of this 632-nucleotide messenger RNA. RefSeq lists its product as uncharacterized. NCBI's taxonomy places the organism in Eukaryota, Viridiplantae, Streptophyta, Magnoliopsida, Zingiberales, Zingiberaceae. The transcript is spliced from 2 exons. The record is from RefSeq and is a predicted model, not a curated record. Bases 174 to 596 code for a protein of 140 amino acids.